Arabidopsis arenosa is the source of this 2172-nucleotide messenger RNA. The record is from the annotation of a GenBank genome assembly. NCBI's taxonomy places the organism in Eukaryota, Viridiplantae, Streptophyta, Magnoliopsida, Brassicales, Brassicaceae.
AUGGAUUGAUCAAAACUGUUUCCAUUAGUUUAUAUCUUUUACUGCUUCCCCCAUUUGUACUUUUGAGUUUUCUCUCUUCAGCCGUGUGUAUUUAGUUGUCUAGUCAAAUUCUAGUUGAGUUUAGGAUCUAGUCUUUGGUUUGGGUUAUGGCAGAGUUUGAAUCCAAGCUUCCUGUUUCCGGGGGGAAAAAUCAUGUCUUUGAGGCAUGUCACCAUGUUGUUAAGGCACUGAGGGCAUCUGAUAACAACCUGGAUGCCAACUUGAGAAAGCUCCUAACUGACCUAGAGUCGCAUUUGUCAACAUUUGGGAUUGCUGAUACGAAAGUUGAAGAUGCAGGAUUCUCUGAGAUCAAGGAGAGAUUCAAAGAAGCUGUGAAGAAAAUCCGCAGUUGGGAGACAAACCACUCGACGAUUUUGGAAGCUGGUUUGUCUGAAGUGAAUCAAUUCUUUCAAGCCCUGUAUGAUGUUCAAUCAGUUCUUGUGGGUUUCAAAGCUUUGCCCAUCAAAACUAACCAGAAGGAGAAAGAUGUUUACAACCAAGCUACGGUUGCUCUUGACAUCGCGAUGCUGAGGCUUGAGAAAGAGCUCCGUGAUGUCCUGCAUCAGCACAAACAGCAUGUACAGCCUGAAUACUUGGCUGUUAGUUCCCGUAGAAAGGAUAUUGUGUACGACGAGUCCUUUGUCUCCCUAGAUGAUGAAGUUGUUGUUGAAGCUUCUUCACACGAAGAUGAUCAACAGAUAUCAGAUUUCUAUAAUUCUGAUUUAGUUGAUCCCAGCGUCAUUCCUCACAUCAAAGCUAUUGCAAACGUCAUGUUUGCUUGCGAGUAUGAUCAAGCAUUCUGUGAAGCUUUCAUCAGCGUUCAAAGAGAAGCUCUGGAUGAGUAUAUGGUCACUCUUGAAAUGGAAAGAUUCAGCUUCGUCGAUGUUCUUAAAAUGGAAUGGGAGGAUUUGAAUGGUGCAAUGAGAAAAUGGACAAGGGUGAUUAAGAUCAUUACUCAGGUCUAUCUCGCCAGUGAAAAACAGCUCUGCGGACAGAUCUUGGGAGACUUUGAGUCAAUUUCUACGGCUUGCUUAAUUGAAAUCUCUAAAGAUACAGUUCUAUCCCUCCUCAACUUCGGAGAAGCUGUGGUGCUAAGAUCUCGCAAGCCAGAAAUGCUUGAGCGCUUCCUUAGUAUGUAUGAGGUUUCAGCAGAGAUUCUUGUGGAUGUCGAUAACCUUUUCCCGGAUGAAACAGGCUCGUUUUUAAGAAUUGCAUUCCACGACCUGUCAAAAAAACUAGCUGAUCAUUCAACCGCAACCUUCUUAAAGUUCAAAGACGCAAUAGCCUCAGAUGAAUCCGCACGCCCUUUUCACGGAGGCGGAAUUCAUCAUUUGACCAGGUAUGUAAUGAACUACUUGAAGCUUCUCCCGGAGUAUACCGACACCCUAAACUCACUUCUUCAGAACAUACACGUUGACGACUCAAUACCCGAGAAAACAGGAGAAGAUGUCCUCCCUUCGACAUUCUCUCCAAUGGCUAGACACCUCAGGUCAAUCGUCACAACUCUGGAAUCCAGCCUUGAGCGAAAAGCUCAGCUUUACGCAGACGAAGCACUGAAAUCCAUUUUCCUGAUGAACAACUUCCGUUACAUGGUCCAGAAGGUAAAGGGAUCAGAGCUGAGACACUUGUUUGGAGACGAAUGGAUCAGGAAGCACAUUGCAAGCUACCAACGCAAUGUCACAAACUACGAGAGAUCCUCAUGGAGCUCUAUACUCGCUUUGCUUACAGAAAAAAACGACUCUGUAAGAACCCUGAGAGAAAGAUGCAAACAUUUCAGCCUUGCAUUUGAUGAUGUUUACAAGAACCAAACCCAUUGGUCAGUUCCUGAUCCAGAGCUCCGCGAUGAUCUUCACAUCUCAACCUCUGUCAAGGUUGUUCAGUCUUACAGGGGAUUUCUUGGAAGAAAUGCGGUUCGUAUAGGCGAAAAACAUAUCCGAUACACUUGUGAAGACAUUGAGAAUAUGCUCCUUGAUCUCUUUGAAUGUUCGCCAUCUCCGAGAUCAUUGCUCAGUUCUCGUAGGAGAUGAUGAUGAUGACUCGAGCCUAAUGGACUCUAUCUUUGUUCUUUUGUUAUUUACUUACUUAUGCAAUGAUUUGUGAUUGCUUACAUGUAAAUAAGGUUGUAGAAUUUUU